This is a messenger RNA of Phaeodactylum tricornutum CCAP 1055/1, 2313 nucleotides long. RefSeq lists its product with no specific name. Lineage: Eukaryota; Bacillariophyta; Bacillariophyceae; Surirellales; Neidiaceae. The transcript has a single exon. Bases 1 to 2313 code for a protein of 770 amino acids. The record is from RefSeq and is a predicted model, not a curated record.
AUGGCGGCCCCUGCAAACGCGAACGAAACGUUGUCUAUUCCCGAGAUGCCGCUUUCCCCCCACAAAAUUAGGGACACUACCAUCGAACACUCUGAAAAGGAAAAAAUGUUCUCCCUGUCGGUACUUCGUCAAUCCGCGAACUUGCCUACUCGCCCUGAUUGUUCCUCGACUGAUUCGAUGUCGCGACGCAAAAAGCUCGUGUUCGAAAGUCCCCGGUUAGAACAAGAUGAUGGUGAUAUUUUUCCAUCUUCCCAGGGAACCGCAACGCAAUGGCACAACGCCGAUGAACGCUAUCGCUAUAUUUCACAACAGGCUGGUACGCAGAUACAAAACGAUGUCUGGCAAGUACCACCGCGGUUGCUGCAGCACUCCGACCCGCAAGUCCUACAACGUGGCAUGCCACAGCACGUGGCCUCCCGGAUACGGACCUUGUACCUUUGUGCACCGAACUCUGCCAUCCCCAACGACUCGCUGUUAACGUGGCUGGAUACGGUGCAAACUGUCUUCGUGAAUUUGGACCACUUACACGUUGGACAGGCGACAGAUGCCGCGAUCAAGGAGGACAGCGGGAUGCUGAAUGUGGAUGCGACUAAUCUGGACAAUGAAGAACGUAUGAGACGGAGCACACUGACGACGAAGCAACGCUCCCAACUUCGUCGACUAUACAUCCUAUGUCACAUGCCUUGCUUAAAGUCUAUUGAUGGCGUCAGUGUUACGUUUACGGAACGAGUUCUGAGUAGACCGGCUGGUGCACCGAGGUCCGAGUUGUCGAUAAAAUCACUGGAAACCUCGAAUGAGCUCAAUUUGAAUAUGAGCUUGUUCGAUGGUCAGGACGAACUCGACGAGGAACAGGACACACCUUUCCUCAAGGAGCAAGGAAUCGAAGCCAGUCUAAGUGGUGUUAAAUCGCAAGUUGGCUGCUCUCCAACAAGUUUGGGUUUGAAUUUUAAGAAAAACGUCUUGGACAACCUCGACCGCGAAUCGCUCCGGGACCGUAUGGAGUACGCGUCCUUAUCCACAAACGUUGUAGCUUGUGAAUGGAGUGCAGCCUGUGGAACACUUUCACUACUGCGACGUUUCAAUGUGGCAACAGCCGAUUCAAAGAAAAAGUCUAAACUGAAAUUGGCCUUUCGGAAUCAUUCCAGCAAAACGUCUGGAACUGGCCCGACUACUGAUUCUGAGGAGCGAUCACAGGAUCCGACGGCAGGUGCAGACACCCCUUUCAUCAAACAAUUGUCGACAAGUUCCUGUCCAGAGCUCGUUGCGACGGAUAGCGAAGCCAAAGGUUCAUUAAUGCCGCACCUCUUAACCGGAAAUAUCUCUGGAAAAAUCCACUUGCGACCGCGAGAUCGAUCGUUCUCUGCCGAGCUUCCUCAACGGACAUCUACCGAUGACCCAGACAAUACAAUAAAGUUGGGCAGGCCAGUGCAAGUAGCUGUUUUCGAGACAAUGACGACGUCUCCAAAUCCGAGUCCCCCGAUGUUAGCUGGUCACAAUACCCAGGCUUCGCCACGGUGUCUUGAAUCGUCCUCUAAAGUGGAAAGUCUCUCGCCAAUUAAGCCUACUUUGUCACUUCUAGAGAAAGGCAUGCAAAAUUGCAAUUCACAACUAAAUGGUGGGCAGAUUGCAAUAGUCGAUUUGCCUCAUCACGAUGCUACGCCGCAUCGCUCAUUCGAGGCUUCGACGGAAAUGCAUCUUUCGAUGCAUUUGAAUGCAACCAUGAAUAUUGAGGUGAAGAAAGUAAACGCUUCUUCACCCACUCGUCAAACCAAAUCUUCAAAUGUCACGACUUGUAGUCUCCCCAAGGCGCCGACUUCUCCGAAUCCGGAAUCAUUCCGGGUCUUUCGAAAAACUAGUCCGUCGCUAUCCAAACAGUCAGCGGCCUCUACCAAUGACAUCGAGCUCGAACUAGAGCAGUACAAGCAAAGUGUUCUCCCACCUCCUCCUCCACCACCAAAACGACAGGUAUCACCGCACAAUAUGGAGACAAUCGAGUCUGCAAUUACGUUGACCAGAGUUCAGUCCUUGCCGCUUGCUCUGGAUCGACGUAAAAUGCCUCCAAACCGCGGCGACUUGCCACCACCUUGUCCCGGAAAACGUCGAAUCUUGGUUGCUCCUUCGCAAACAGGCCGAUCCCUCCGGCGGAAAGAACCGCGUCAGGUUAGGUUGGACGCACGGACCACAUCUAUUAUUGUCGAAAGUGAUGAAGAAGACGACUCUUCCGACGAAGAGGUGGACGAUUCCUCUGAGGACGAGGAAGGAAGACCUGCUACGCAAAAUGUGACUCGAAGGCGAGCGGUAGAAAUUCAAUGA